GCCUCCACGGCGACGUCAUUGAGGUUUGAUUUGGUUUGGCUCUACCAGACACCUUCUCCCUUUGAUCACGGUACUCCAUAGUUUAGGAUUCCUGCAGUGCUCCACACCAAUCAGUGAAUCACAUGGGCGGUCCGACGAGCUUUCCAAUGUCCCCUCCCAGAUUGAAGUUUCUGUUGGAUCACACGCAAGCUGGAGGACGACCAAUGCGGUGUGACGCUGGGGAGAGAUGACUAGCUGGCUGACUGUAGAUGAAGGACAAGUCUUUGAAUUGGAUAAACGGUAGCUUGAAGACCAGAAAAAGACGAAACUGAAUACAAGACAGAACGGGAGGAAAGUCAACUCUAACUUGGAAAAGAAGUAUGAGAGAGGAGCAACAGACUAGUAGUGAUCCUCCAUCGGGAGAGGAGAACACAGGAAAACCACCUUCCAAUGCCUGCCCGGUCCUUGUAGCAACACCUGGACUCGGCAGACGGAAACGAAGCACCGGAAAACCUCCGGCAGACGACUCUACCACUCCAACAAUCGACCCUGUAGAUGAGGUCUACAUUUACGCUCCCAAAAAAAUCAAAAGCAGCCCUCAGCAUCAGCUUUGUUCUUCAGGACCGUGCAUUUCCCCAGUUCCAGGUCCGAGUCCUGGCGAUUUGACGUCUCUGGAGGACCCUCACGGCCAAAGAGUGAUCGCCAACAUCCGCGAACGGCAGAGAACGCAAUCCCUCAAUGAGGCCUUCGCGUCCUUGAGGAAAAUUAUCCCCACGCUCCCAUCGGACAAGCUCAGCAAGAUCCAGACCUUGAAGCUAGCGUCACGCUACAUUGACUUCCUGUACCAGGUCCUACAGAGUGACGAGAUGGACUCCAAGCUGAGCGGGUGUAACUACCUUGCCCAUGAUAGGCUGAGUUACGCCUUCUCUGUGUGGAGGAUGGAAGGAACCUGGUCCACCAUGUCUGCUGGACAUUAGUCUUUCAUCUUCAACAAUGGACAGAAUCACAUGGGGUCACGUUUAAAAUGGACUCAUCCAUCUCAGGUUACAUCAUUGGCUCAAUGUUGAGGCAAAGACUUUGGAUGAGAAGCUUUUGGACUGUUAUCUGCUUUUGAACCUUAGAAUAGUUCAUUGUUGUUAAGUCUUCUGUUGGUCUCGAAGAGCUGAUGUCUCCCUUUUGGAUCUCUUGACUUCUUUGGGUAACAAAGUUUGACCCUUAGUUCCACCAUCAGCAGCACCUUGAGCACCAUCAUCAAUGUAGGUGCUGUCCCGCCUCUGAAAUUUCUGAAUCAACUUUGACCCUUCAUUCAUUGUUGGUACCUUUCACACUGACCUGCGAUGCAUGAAUAAAGGCUCAACACAGUGUUGUUGUCUGCGCCAUGCCGCCAUUUUGACCAUUCUGGUCAUGUGGACUUUGGAAAAGAGAACUGUCUAGAAUAUCACUGAUAAGAAAGAAGUGGACCAAAGACGUGAGGAAUAUGCAUGUUAUGCUAUAUUUGGGACAAAUGUGUUUACAGAGACAAAUAUCAUUCUAUCACAAUCUGUCUUUAUAAAUAAAGUUCAGUUCAAAUUCUAUGUCUCGAGUCUCUUGUUAAA
Messenger RNA from Doryrhamphus excisus (bluestripe pipefish), 1574 nucleotides. RefSeq names its product twist-related protein 2-like. Lineage: Eukaryota; Metazoa; Chordata; Actinopteri; Syngnathiformes; Syngnathidae. Gene Ontology annotation, biological process: developmental process; regulation of transcription by RNA polymerase II. The record is from RefSeq and is a predicted model, not a curated record. Gene Ontology annotation, molecular function: RNA polymerase II transcription regulatory region sequence-specific DNA binding; protein dimerization activity; DNA-binding transcription factor activity, RNA polymerase II-specific.